Messenger RNA from Dreissena polymorpha, 907 nucleotides. RefSeq lists its product as uncharacterized. The record is from RefSeq and is a predicted model, not a curated record. The coding region runs from base 207 to 710 and encodes 167 amino acids. Lineage: Eukaryota; Metazoa; Mollusca; Bivalvia; Myida; Dreissenidae. The transcript has 8 exons.
UUUAGUGUUACGUAUGGGGUGAGUUACGCACAUUGCUAUGUAAAAAUUUUAACGGGCCUCUGCUUUCCUAAGUCACGUCUCAUGAACAUUUUGAUUGAUAAAAAUCACAUUAAAAUCUCACCAGAGGCCUAGUCACAAACGGCUAUAAAUUGAGUAGCUCACCAACGUUAUUUGUGACUCCUUGUGGACCACUUACUGCUGCAAUUAUGAAGGCUGUUCUGGCGUUGUUUGGGAUUGCGCUCAUUUCCGGUCUGGUGAAAUGUGAUUAUCAAGAUGGUAUUAAAGACACGGUAUUUCGUCGAGCGCAUGCGGACUCUGAGGAGGCAUGGAAUCGAAAGGAAAUAGAGUUCCAGCUAACUAUCAUGUUGGGCAAGUGCGACACUGGUGCAAUCUUGAUCGGGCUCAUGGUUGACAGACUGGGACGAAUGGCUGUUGCCGCUGCACUCAAGGAAAGAGAUUUUGACUUCUUGAUCAAUCGUUGCGAAACCGUGCACAAAGCUAUUGAAAUUAUAUCGGAGGCCUCAAGUGAUUAUCUGAGGGAGCUUGGUUUCAAUAAAAGAAAACUUGAAUGCCUCAGUCUACAGGCAGAGGGAGAGUUAUUUGAGCUUGCCACCAUGAUCAUGGGUACACACCCAUCCGAAUACUCUUUCCCCCAAAAAUUCGAGGACCAGUUUGCCGACUGUGAAAGCGAGUUAGAAAGCCGAAAAUAGGCUGUCCACCGAAACUCCUUCUCCUCCCAAGGUGAUGAACAUCUGAACCGUUGAAAACUUUUUUCUUUUAUAAUAACCAUUGAAAUACGUAUUCAAUCGUUGGACAUUUUAAAUAAAACUUGCUUUAUAUUUUUGGUAAACAAUUUUCACGCACAUCUUGUGAAUACUUUAGAAAAAUUAAACUUCUUUCCCACAGA